Messenger RNA from Paramuricea clavata, 815 nucleotides. NCBI's taxonomy places the organism in Eukaryota, Metazoa, Cnidaria, Anthozoa, Malacalcyonacea, Plexauridae. The record is from the annotation of a GenBank genome assembly.
AUGACAACAACAAGACAACAGCUUACUAUUGCAAGCUUUCGUGAACUGUGGAAAAAUGAAUUUCUGCCAGAAAUUCGAAAGGAAAUCGACUCAGCGAAUGCCUCGCUAUAUACUGAAAUUCGUGAUCUAAACAAGCGCUUGGAUGAGUUUGAAAAGACCCUGUCCUUCUUUUCCGAACAGUAUGACCAGUUAAUAAAGAUUACACAGACAACUAAGAAACAAAUGCAGCAAAUUGAAAGCAAAAUCGAAGACCAGGGUAAAACAAUAACCGGAUUAAAGAACAACGACUAUGAUAAUAUGGCCGCCAUUGACGAAAUCCAACAAUACCAAAGGCGUGAUUGUCUGGAAAUUACAGGUAUACCUACAUACCCAACGAUGAGCCGAAAAAUAUUGUCAUGGAACUUGGAGCAACCUUAGGCGUUUUACUGAACGAAAAUGACAUAUCUACGGCGCAUAGACUUCCCCCCACGAGGAAAAUUCAAGACCGCAUUAUUGUCAAGUUCGUACGCCGCGACAUACGAGAAGAAAUUUAUAAGAAGAGGAAAGUUUUAAAUGGAAAACUGACAGAUUGCCUGCCCUCAGUAAAUGCAGAAAUUGGCAAGAGUAUCUCUCAACCCACAAAAAUAUUCAUCAAUGAAUCUUUGACGGCUUACAGAAAGCGUCUCUUUGGAAAAAUCCACGACUAUCGUAGACAGCAUAACUAUAAAUUUAUAUGGACUGCAAACGGGAAAAUUCUCCUUCGCCAAACAGAAUCGUCGCCAGUUAACAGCUUUACAACAGAAGAAGAGUUUCAGAGGUUUAUUUCUAAGGACUAA